AUGCAGACAAAUCACAGCAACACGGUGAUUGACUCACACAGGUAAACCAAAAUAACUUCACAAUACCUUGUCAGGUCUGGUUCAGAGGAAUGUGGUCUAGACUAUUCCAGAGUCCUGGUUCUUCACUGGGUCUCUCUUUCUAGUCUCUUCCUUACUGCAGACUGCCUGGUGAGGGAUGGUGAGGGUGUUUGACAGCUCCCCAGGUUGGGUGGUGGUUGUGCAAUGCUAACCCCAAGCAGGGGGGCCAGCAGUGAAAACCUAUCCCCCUCCGAGCUGGCCUGAGCUGGGGGCAAGGCAAAGUGCUGAUGCCUGAGCUCUGGAGGAUUCCCGUAAUCCGAGGUCAAGAUUUGGGGGGCAAAGGGAGGGGAUGAGGGGAUGGAGGAGGGACGGGUGGAGGGUAAGUGAUAAACAGGGGCGGAGGUUAAUAAUAAUAAUACACUACCGGUCAAAAGUUGUCGAACACCUACUAAUUCAAGGGUUUUUCUUUAUUUUUACUAUUUUCUACAUUGUAGAAUAAUAGUGAAGACAUCAAAACUAUGAAAUAUCACAUAUGGAAUCAUGUAGUAACCAAAAAAGUGUUAAACAAAUCAAAAUAUAUUUUAUAUUUGAGAUUCUUCAAAUAGCCACCCUUUGCCUUGAUGACAGCUUUGUACACUCUUGUCAUUCUCUCAACCAGCUUCACCUGGAAUGCUUUUCCAACAGUCUUGAAGGAGUUCCCACAUAUGCUGAGCACUUGUUGGCUGCUUUUCCUUCACUCUGCGGUCCGACUCAUCCCAAACCAUCUCAAUUUGGUUGAGGUUGGGGGAUUGUGGAGGCCAGGUCAUCUGAUGCAGCACUCCAUCACUCUCCUUCUUGGUAAAAUAGCCCUUACACAGCCUGGAGAUGUGUUGAGUCAUUGUCCUGUUGAAAAACAAAUGAUAGUCCCACUAAGCCCAAACCAGAUGGGAUGGCGUAUCGCUGCAGAAUGCUGUGGUAGCCAUGCUGGUUAAGUGUGCCUUGAAUUUACAUGUAAUUCCAUUACAUGAAAUCCAAAUAAAAAUCUGUUUAAAUUACAGGUUGUAAUGCAACAAAAUAGGAAAAAUUCCAAGGGGGAUGAAUACUUUUGCAAGGCACUGUAAGUUGAACAGAGGUAGACUGGAAAAAUACCAGGUCCUUCUUACAAGACCUUCAAACAGACAGUGGAAAUUUACAGAUUUAAGGCUCAUACAGCGCAUGUGCAUAACAAAGUUUAGCAUUAAGAACUAUUAAAGUAAUUAAUCAUUAAAUUGUUUCUGCUAUACAAGCUUAAAUAGGUUAUACAGGAUUUUUUCCUCACAGCAUUGAAAGAGCCCAUCGGCUUCCGGCUCCUACAGGCCCGAGAAACCACCUCUCUCCUCGAGUUCUUAUCAUGAAGUUUCUCAACUUUCAAGACAAAGUCAGAGUGAUGCGGAAAGCCAGGGCCAAGGGCAAGGUGAUGUACAGGGACUGAGAGAUCAUGUUCUUCCUUGACCUAUCCGUGGACCUGCACGGAAAAAGAAAAGGCUACGACAGGGUCAAACGCCAGCUCAGGUCGAUCAACAUUGCCUAUGGAAUAGCCUUCCCAGCUAAACUACGUCUGACUUACAAUGGACGGUCACACAGGUUUGAAUCUCCCUCUCAAGCCGAGGCGUUCAUCCGUGGCAUACAACGUGAAUCUUCAUCCUAGUCAUGUAAAGACCUUUAAAUAGGUCAACAUUCACAAGGCCGCAGGGCCAAACGGAUUACCAAGACAUGUACUCAGAGCAUGCGCGGACCAACUGGCAAGUGUCUUCACUGACAUUUUCAACCUCUCCCUGACCGAGUCUGUAAUACCUACAUGUUUCAAGCAGACCACCAUAGUCUCUGUGCCCAAGAAAGCGAAGGUAACCUGCCUAAAUUACUACCGCCCCGUAGCACUCACGUCGGUAGCCAUGAAGUGCUUUGAAAGGCUGGUCAUGGCUCACAUCAACACCAUCAUCCCGGAAACCCAAGACCCACUCCAAUUCGCAUACCACCCCAACAGUUCCACAGAUGACGCAAUCUCAAUCGCACUCCACACUGCCCUUUCCCACCUGGACAAAUGGAACACCUAUGUGACAAUGCUGUUCAUUGACUACAGCUCAGCGUUCAACACCAUAAUGACCACAAACCUCAUCACUAAGCUAAGGACCCUGGGACUAAACACCUCCCUCUGCAACUGGAUCCUGGACUUCCUGACGGGCCGCACCCAGGUGGUAAGGGUAGGCAACAACACAUCUCCCACGCUGAUCCUCAACACGGGGGCCCCUCAGGGGUGCGUGCUUAGUCCCCUCUUGUAUUCCCUGUUCACCCACGACUGCGUGGCCAAGCAUGACUCCAACACCAUCAUUAAGUUUGCUUACGACACAACGGUGGUAGGCCUGAUCACCGACAAUGAUGAGACAGCCUAUAGGGAGGAGGUCAGAGACCUGGCAGUGUGGUGCCAGUACCACAACCUCUCCCUCAACGUGAGCAAGACAAAGGAGAUGAUCGUGGACUACAGGAAAAGGGGUGCCGAACACGCCCCCAUUCACAUCGACGGGGCUGUAGUGGAGCGGGUCGAGAGUUUCAAGUUGGUGUCCACAUCACCAACAAACUGUCAUGGUCCAAACACACCAAGAAAGUCGUGAAGAGGCCACGACAACGCCUUUUCCCCCUCAGGAGACUGAAAAGAUUUGGCAUGGGUCCCCAGAUCCUCAAAAGGUUCUACAGCUGUACCAUCGAGAGCAUCCUGACCGGUUGCAUCGCCAACUGGUAUGGCAACUGCUCGGCAUACAGAGGGUAGUGCGUACAGCCCAGUAUAUCACUGGGGCCAAGCUUCCUACCAUCCAGGACCUAUAUACUAGGUGGUGUCCAGUCACCCAAGUCAUAGACUGUUCUCUCUGCUGAACAAUUCAUCAAAUGGCCACCCGGACUAUUUACAUUGACAUUGUUUUUACACUGCUGCUACUCGCUGUUUAUUAUCUAUGCAUAGGUCUGCACCUGUUGUAUUCGCUGCAUGUGACAAAUAACAUUUUAUUUGAUGAUGAUAAUCCCAAAUUCUUUGAGAAUGUAUUUAUAUUGAUAGUCUUCCUUCCUGGGACAGUGUAGAGACGUUGGAUGGACACUGAAUGAAGAGAGAUUUCUUUGAAGAAUACCCAUUUCUUUCCAGAAUUCGAAUGGCAGGGGAUUUUAAUUGCACUCUUGAUCCUCAUCUAGAUCGCUCCUCUGGUUUAGACACUUCCCACUCCCAGAUUAGAAAGAAAUUACAGCAUUUCAUUAAGGACUUAAAUCUAUGUGAACCUUGGAGGACUCGAGUAAAAGGGAUUAUUCAUGUUACUCGCCGACAAUUAAAUCAAAACAAAUGUCAUUUCUCACAUGCGCCGAAUACAACAGGUGUAGACCUUACAGUGAAAUGCUUACUUACAAGCCCUUAACCAACAAUGCAGUUUUAAGAAAGAAUACCAAAAACAAUUUCACAAAAAAAGACGAAAUAAUACAAAAUAAAAGUAAAAAUUAUUAAAGAGCAGCAGUAAAAAUAACAAUAUCACACUUUACAACUCUGAAUCUCCUGAGAACUUAACUAAUCAGACAUCAUUUUUGGAUGGUCUUGAUUUUCCCUCUAUUUCAGAAGACACAAAAUUGGAUCUGGAAAAGGAAUUGGAUGGUGUUGAAAUAUCUGAUGCUAUUUUCAAUAUGAAGGGAGGUAAAGUGGCAGGUCCAGAUGGGCUCCCAAUAGAUAUUUAUAAGAUAUUUAAGGACAAACUUCUAGGUCCACUAUUUGACAUGUAUGCUAAAUCCUUUCAGCAAGGUUGUUUCCCCGCUCUCUAAGGAGUGCUUUAAUCACUCUUAUUCUGAAGCCUGAUAAAUCCCCAACAAAAUGUGAAAGUUACAGACCGAUUUCUCUUCUGAACUCCGACUCAAAAAUUAUUGCUAAAGCCAGGAGAUUGGAUAGAGUGCUCCCAUAUCUAAUACAUGAAGACCAAAAUGGCUUCGUGAAAAAAAUGUGUGUACUAAACAUAGUGCACAUGUGUGAAGGGUCCCCUGAUACUGCCCUACUCUCACUUGAUGCAGAGGAGGCAUUCGACAGAGUUGAGUGGUCUUAUUUAUUUGAAGUGCUUAAGAGAUUUGGGUUUGGGAACUACUUCUGUAAAUGGAUUAAGAUAUUAUAUACCGACCCCACUGCAGAAGUUGCCACUAACAACUUGAUUUCACAAGCUUUUAAGCUUUUUCAGGGCACGAGACAAGAAUGUCCGGCCAGUCCAGGACUCUUUCUUUUAGAUAUAGAACCCUUUGCCAUUGCAGUAAGGGCCCACUCGUCAAUUAGUGAAAUUAAAACAUCAGAUUUUGAACAUCGAGUGGCCCUGUAUGCUGAUGAUACCCUCUUAUUCCUCACAGAUCAAAAGAUUUCUAUCUCUUCCCUCUCCAAUUUAAUUAAUAACUUUGGUCAGUUUUCUGGGUUGAAAGUUAAUAAAACCAAAUCUUCCAUCCUUUUCCUCAACAAGCAAGAGAGACUGAAUCCAGUUGUACAGCACAAGGUUUCACAUAUCUUGGUAUUAAAAUCACACCAGAAAUUAGCUCUUUGAGUUCUGCAAAUUAUUAAUUUAUGGUAACGAAUGUAACAGAAUCCAUCAACAGAUGGACAUCAUUGCCUAUAUCCAUAAUUGGUAGAAUAAAUAUCAUUAAGAUCAAUAUUCUGCCCAAAUUUCUUUAUCUCUUUCCACCACCUUUAUUUUCCUCAAAGAUCAGAAAGAUACUCUCAGAUUUUAUCUGGAGCAACAGAAAACCAAGGCUUAGACUUUCUCUUCUUUAUUUACCCUAUGACAGAGGGGGGUUACGUAUUACUGGGCUUCAAUGUUUUGGUUCUCCAAGAAACCAUCCUUACCCUGGCUGCAGACUGAAAUGCUGUCCACUAAAGGCUUAACUUUGGAUGGAUAUUUGUACUCAACUCCCUUUAAGAAACUAAAGAAGAAUACUACUAAUCCCUUUGUUAAAACCACCCUAACUGUAUGGCACGAAGUACAGCAAUAUCUGGGUGGAUCCCCUGUGUUAUCCAGUUUUACACCAAUUUGGGGCAAUUACAAUUUCACACCUGGUAACAAUGACUUGGAGUUUAAAGAAUGGGCAAGAAAAGGUAUUGUUAAAGUAAUAGACUUAUACCAUGAAAAAGGGCUCAUGUCGUUUGAAGAACUAAAGGGAAGAUUUAACUUACCACAAAAGCAUUUUUUCAAAUACUUUCAAUUGAGAAGCUUAAUUUUUUUCCAGUCUAAAACAAUCUGCCCUACAACCUCCUUUGACCACCUUAGAAAUGCUCUCUGUUAAUAUGUGUUAUGGGAGAGGUCAAAUUACAUCAUUAUAUGGGAAAAUGGUAGCUACUCAUGAAGACAACUCUGAGAGUAAGAGACUUCAGUGGAUACAAGAUAUGCAGGAAGAUAUUUCAGCAGAGGACUGGGGUAUGAUAUGCUCUAGAGAUCAGAUACAGACAAUAAACAGCCGUCUGAGAUUGAUGCAAUACAAUUGGAUAAUGAAAACAUAUAGCACUAGUCAAAAGUUUUAGAACACCUACUAAUUCAAGGGUUUUUCUUUAUUUUUACUAUUUUCUACAUUGUAGAAUAAUAGUGAAGACAUCAAAAACUAUGAAAUAACACAUAUGGAAUCAUGUAGUAACCAAAAAAGUGUUAAACAAAUCAAAAUAUAUUUUAUAUGUGAGUUUCUUCAUAUAGCCACCCCUUGCUUUGAUGACACUCUUGGCAUUCUCUCAACCAGCUUCACCUGGAAUGCUUUUUCAACAGUCUUGAAGGAGUUCCCACAUAUGCUGAGCACUUGUUGGCUGCUUUUCCUUCACUCUGCGGUCCGACUCAUCCCAAACCAUCUCAAUUUGUUUGAGGUCGGGGGAUUGUGGAGGCAAGGUGGAUAUAUGAAGAAUCUCAAAUAUAAAAUAUAUUUUGAUUUGUUUAACACUUUUUUACUUAGUACAUGAUUCCAUAUGUGUUAUUUCAUAGUUUUGAUGUCUUCACUAUUAUUCUACAAUGUAGAAAACAGUUAAAAUAAAGAAAAACUCUUGAAUGAGUAGGUGUUCUAAAACUUUUGACCGGUAGUGUACGUUUUUUCAACAAAAGGUUAUGGUCAAUAAUAUCAAAGGUUGCACUGAAAUCUAUCAGUACAGCACCCACAAUCUUCUUAUUAUCAAUUUCUUUCAACCAAUCAUCAGUCACUUGUGUCAGUGCAGUACAUGUUGAGCGCUCUUCUCUAUAAGCAUCCUGAAAGUCUGUUGUAAAUUUGUUUACAGAGAAAUAACAUUGUAUUUGGUCAAACACAAUGUUUUCCAACAGUUUGCUAAGCAGCAAGCUUAUACAGUGGCUUGCGAAAGUAUUCACCCCCAUUGGCAUUUUCCCUAUUUUGUUGCCUUACAACCUGGAAUUAAAAUGGAUUUUUUGGGGGUUUGUAUCAUUUGAUUUACACAACAUGCCUACCACUUUGAAGAUGAAAAAUAGUUUUUAUUGUGAAACAAACAAGAAAUAAGACAAAAAAACUAAACGUGCAUAACUAUUCACCCCCCCCCCCCCCCCCCCCCCCCCCAGUUUACCUGUUUGCUUAUGGCCCUGCCUACACCUGACUAGUUGUUGUUGUUUUUUUUCAAUUUUAUUUGGAAUGGCAAGCCAGACAAAAAUAAACAGGCCUAUUUAUAUAAUGAAUAUUAAUUUGGAGGGCAGAAAUUAUUAAAUAUUAAAGCAUUAGACCUCUCACUAAAGGCUUCAGUCAUACAUAAACUAUACUUAAAUCCGAACUGGUUCUCUAGCAGAUUAGUAAGAAUAGCUCACCUCGUGUUCAAGAAUGGCCUUUUCCCCUUUAUUCAGAUUACAACCUCUCACUUUCAGUUAUUUGAAAAUGAAAUAAUCUCCAAAAUAUUAAAUUUUUUGUAGUUGAAUCUGUGCUUGAAAUUCAAUACGUGACUGAGGGACCUUACAGAUGUUGUAUGUAUGGGGGACAGAGGAAGGGCUAGUCAUUCAAAAAUCAUGUCAACCCCUAUUAUCUAAUUUAUUAUGCUGUUUGUUAAGCAACAUUUUACUGAAUACUUAUGCAAUCACUAUAUUUUAGUGAUCUAAUUUUUAUUUAAAAAAAAAAAAACAUCUUCUACUAGCCUGUUGACAAAAAAGAUUAAUCAAUUUUAAUUCCACUUUGUAACACAAUAAAAUGUGAAGAAAUCCAAGGGGUCUGAAUACUAAUCCCCGAGCCGACUAGGUGAAAAAUCUGUUGAUGUGCCCUUAAGCAAGGCACCCUAAUUGCUCAUGUAAGUCGCUCUGGAUAAGAGCGUCUGCUAAAUGACUAAAAUGUAAAAUGUAAAAUGUACAAGACAGGUUGCGGGAGAAUGCUCACGAAUGGAUUUAGAAUUUGGGAAUAUUGAUAAGGGGCAGUUGGGACGUCAAGUGCGCAUCGUCUCAAUGCUCAUUUUGGCCAAAACACAUGCAGACUUGAGUGAUCACUGUCGAAUACAUCAGCAAGUGGCCACUCGAUAAAGGGUUUGGGGGCUAAGUGUUCGGUUUGAGAUUCAGCCAUGCUUUCAAAGGUGCUAUCCAACACCUGACACCAAUGUAGGGGUACCCUGACUGGGACUCAAACCCUGGUCCCUGUGACCGUUAUACCAAAAGGCGAAAAUGUUUUUGUGAGGUCGCUUGGUGUAAACGCAAGGUGUUGUACUGAGGUUGUUCAGUAUUUUGUACAAUGGGUUGAACUUUAUUUUAUUUUAUUUUUUUCGCUUGCUCAUCUCACUUAAAAAAAUAUUAAGUCUGUUAAACAGUUAAUAAAAUGUGUAUGGCCUUGUCCUCUUAUCCAAACAUUGAAAUAGAUGGGCACAGUGCGGCAGAAAGGCUAGCUGUAGCCAUAGAUAGCUGGCCUCUUUUAAAAACUCAGCAAAAAAAGAAACGUCCUCUCACUGUCAACUGCGUUUAUUUUAAGCAAACUUAACAUCUGUAAAUAUUUGUAUGAACAUAAGACUCAACAACUGAGACAUAAACUAAAGAAGUUCCACAGUGACUAACAGAAAUUGAAUAAUUUGUCCCUGAACAAAAGAGGGGUCAAAAUCAAAAGUAACAGUCAGUAUCUGGUGUGGCCACCAGCUGCAUUAAGUACUGCAGUGCAUCUCCUCCUCAUGGACUGCACCAGAUUUGCCAGUUCUUGCUGUGAGAUGUUACCCCACUCUUCCACCAAGGCACCUGCAAGUUCCCUGACAUUUCUGGGGGGAAUGGCUCUAGCCCUCACCCUCCGAUCCAACAGGUCCCAGAUGUGCUCAAUGGGAUUGAGAUCCAGACUCUUCGCUGGCCAUGGCAGAACACUGACAUUCCUGUCUUGCAGGAAAUCAUGCACAGAACGAGCAGUUUGGCUGGUGGCAUUGCCAUGCUGGAGGGUCAUGUCAGGAUGAGCCUGCAGGAAGGGUAACACAUGAGGGAGGAGGAUGUCUUCCCUGUAACGCACAGCGUUGAGAUUGCCUGCAAUGACAACAAGCUCAGUCCGAUGAUGCUGUGACACACAGCCCCAGACCCUGACGGACCCUCCACCUCCAAAUCGAUCCCACUCCAGAGUACAGGCCUCGGUGUAAAACGCGAAUCCGACCAUCACCCCUGGUGAGACAAAACCGCGACUCGUCAGUGAAGAGCUGUCUGGUCCUGUCUGGUCCAGCGACGAUGGGUUUGUGCCCAUAGGCGACGUUGUUGCCGGUGAUGUCUGGUGAGGACCUGCCUUACAACAGGCCUACAAUCCCUCAGUCCAGCCUCUCUCAGCCUAUUGCGGACAGUCUGAGCACUGAUGGCGGGAUUGUGCGUUCCUGGUGUAACUCGGGCAGUUGUUGUUGCCAUCCUGUACCUGUCCCGCAGGUGUGAUGUUCGGAUGUACCGAUCCUGUGCAGAUGUUGUUACAUGUGGUCUGCCACUGCGAGGACGAUCAGCUGUCCAUCCUGUCUCCCUGUACCGCUGUCUUAGGCGUCACACAGUACGGACAUUGCAAUUUAUUGCGCUGGCCACAUCUGCAGUCCUCAUGCCUCCUUGCAGCAUGCCUAAGGCACGUUCACGCAGAUGAGCUGGGACCCUGGGCAUCUUUCUUUUGGUGUUUUUCAGAGUCAGUAGAAAGGCCUAUUUAUUGUCCUAAGUUUUCAUAACUGUGACCUUAAUUGCCUACUGUCUAUAAGCUGUUAGUGUCUUAAUGACCGUUCCACAGGUGCAUGUUCAUCAAUUGUUUAUGGUUCAUUGAACAAGCAUGGGAAACAGUGUUUAAACCCUUUACAAUGAAGAUCUGUGAAGUUAUUUGGAUUUUUACGAAUUAUCUUUGAAAGACAGGGUCCUGAAAAAGGGACGUUUCUUUUUUUGCUGAGUUUAGAUAUAAAAUAAUACUCACUCGGAGACGUAGAACACUCACGACAACAGGUUAGGAUUUUCGACCAUGUUAUUGAUCACUGUAGGCGCACCCUAGCUCAAAAUGGGAAUAUCUCGACCGGUCUCCCAAAGCCAACUUAACUGUAAAAAAGCAAAAGCCAACUCUCCAGUCUUUGAUUCCCUCCUUCUCCUCCUCCUUUAGGUUCCUUUGCCAGUGGAGAAGAUCAACUCCACUGAACACCCAGUGAAGGUGGGCCUGUCUGACGCAUUCAUGGCCCUCCUCCCCUCUCCACAGUCCUCAGGUCAGUCACAACAAGAUUACACUCACUCCUGACAUCCAAUAUCCUUCCCUCUCUACUGUACCCAGACAGGUUUUAGAUCAGCAUCAUGUUAUUUGUGUGAAUGUCACAAGGUCAAGAAUACUCGCCCUACUUCUACUUGAUUUCCUUCCUAUAGAUGCAAGACGGCGGACCAUCUAUGAGUACCAUAGAGUAGAGAUUGACACCACUAAGAUCAUCAAUCACUCUGCCUUUGAGUUCACUCCACUGCCCAGUGAGUAUGCAUUGUUCUCAUAGACCCCUACUCAGCCAAACUUGUGACAUCAUGAUGGCAGUUUCACGCUUUCCCCCUACUGAAAACAAGCCUGUAAAAGUUGUAAUGGAUCAUUUGUCUGAUUUUCCCAGCAUGUCUCCAACACACCACCUGUGAACUCUGUCUCAUAUCCAACCAGACAAACGGCUGUGGUUGGUGCAACACACUGCAAAGGUGAGGUGUGUGUGAUUGUUGUGUGUGUGUGCUUGCGAGUGUGCGUGAUUGUGCGUGUGUAUGUAUACAUGUGAGUGUUUGACUUAAUGUCAUGUAUGAAGGACUAACGUGAGACGUAAAGAUUGUUUAUUAGCGUUGUAUUGUGUAUUAUAUUGCAUAAUUGUCCUCUCUCUCGGUCCUCUCCACAUGUGUUUCAGAUGCUCUGAUGGAAUUGAUCGUCACAGACAGGAGUGGCUCGACUACAACUGUCCAGAAGAGGUGAGAUGGCAUUAGAUCGUAGUGCCGAAAAAGCAGAAGAUGACGUUGCAACAAAUUACAUCUAACAACCGUUACUCGCCCACUCCCGCCAAUAUUAUUUUGUAACUUUCUUUCAGGCAAAAGAGGGCACCUGUGAGGACUACACCCAGGGAGGUCCUGAGGGCUCCAUGGGGCCCUUCAACCAAUCGACCCCAGAGCCCACGCCCUCCUCUGCAGUGCUCUCAGAUAUCCCCGUCACAGAGGGUGAGUCGGGGGCCGGAAGCACCACCCCUCUGCUGGGUCUGAGUUAUAGUGGUGCCCAGGGUUGCUGGCCACUCACAUACCAAAUCAGCACACCCCCAUUAUCUUAUUAAAGAUAGUAUGGUCCAGCCCAGAUAAAUGACCCAGUCCAAUGUCAACGUAGGAAAUCAAUGUUGCCAGGUUGAGACAUUUAACAAUUUCCAGAUUGAAAUGUUUUUCUCCAUAUGUUUAUAAUUAUAAGGAGACAUUUCAAGUUCUGCUAUGUAGCAGCAACCCAAAUCCACCCUCAAAUGAUGGAUAAAUAUAGUUAGAUGCUAAUCCAUGCUUUCUGUGCUUGCUUUCUGUUGUCCAAGUUCUGUCUGUCUGUUUGUUUGUCUGUCUGUCUGUGUCCGUCUGUCUCUUCCCAUCUUAUGUGUCUGUACAACAAUACUCUCUUUUUAUCCACAGAUGAUACCAAACUUCUCAUUCGUUACAAUGGUGGUGGUGAGUUGGCUUGUAAUUGGUUGGCUAUGUGGGUGUUUUGCAUAAGUCAGUGAGGCUGCCUGGUUGUGAGUAAUGUUAUCCUUAACCGGAGCCACUGACCUUAGACUUGACUGAGCCACUGAGAGGAUAAACUCAGUUAAACAUUUAGAAAAAAAUAUCCUGAAUGCAACUAUGAAUAAAAUAUACCUUUUGGUGCGCUACCUAUUAAAAGACAAUAUCCUGGCUGUUCCAAGCCUUUAUUAUCACCAACAUUUCCAGGCACAUUGGAAUGCUGCUAGAGUCUUGAGUUCAUAGUGUUGUACUGUAAGUCUUGUGUUGUUCUGUCUUUGUGAUGUGCUUUUGUCCUAUAACCGUCGCUAAUGCGCAAGUGAAGCUGGCCAACUGUCUAUACUAUAUGUAUCCUGUUUUGGGCACUAUGCCUUCUCCUUUAGCCAUUUUACCAAGCGUAGCAGGGUAGACUAGGGCUAAUUUAAUUUGACAUUAGCAAUUCUUAUUCACAAUCAUUCCAAUGAUUAGAAUAAUUAGCGUUACCUCGCUUUUCUUUUCUCUCAGACUUGCAAACAGGUCCUCCACACCAGGAACGGACAGAGCACACUGCGAUUAUUGCAGGUGUGGUGGCAGCCCUCAUUCUGCUGGUAGCCCUAACCCUUUUGGCUGUCUACUAUAUCAACACACACCCCACUGUUGCUCCUCCAUUCUACCUCAUGCAGGUGAGACUGAGAGCAGGCCCUUACAGAAUUAAAUAAAUUCCACUUGGAUGCUCUGUUCUUAUAUAGAAAUGUCUAGCACAGGGAUGCAUGACUCAAUUUAAGCUAUGAUCAACAGCAUGAAAAUAUAAAUUAAAUGCCACGGAGAAACGAUAGGUAGCAGGACUUCGGCCCUUGAGGGCCAGAUGUGCUGGGUCGUGUUCAGUAAGGCACACUGUUGCCUACCAUUUUGCACUGAAUCAAAAAUCUGUGUUUGUAUUGGACACAUUCAGUUAGUACCUCCCCGUUUCACUCUGUUUCAAAAUGGUUGUUCCCUACUGAACACAACCCUGGUCUAGGGCUGUACUGUACUCCUGGAUUUGACUAAUCCUGGUUGGUUAAAAUGUCUGUUGUUCACAGCGACACACCAAUAACUACUGGCCAUCUAUGAAGUUCCGCAACCAGAGCUGCCACUCCACCUAUGCUGAGGUGGAGCUGGGGGGUCACGAUAAGGAGGGUUUCAUUGAGGCCGAACAGUGCUGCUAAGUAGGCUGGACUUCCGUGGCAAAGUCGGACAAGGGAGUGGGCGCCAUUUUGGGGAUUAAAAAAGGAACUGCUUGUAGAGAACAGUACUUUGUCCGUUUUUUCUGUGUCUCUCGCUCAUCGCCUGUCCAACAUGCAGCAGCUUUCUAUGGCCCUGUUCGAAUACUCUGAUAAUACAUCCUUCCUCCUUCCUUGAGGUAAGCACAGAUCUAACAUUAUUUGAUAGGUGAGCAAGAAGUCCACUACAUUGAUUUCACCAAUCAUGUCAUAUCAGAUCAGCGAUAACUUCAAGGAAGAGAGGAAGGAGGACCUACAGUGCCUUCGGAAAGUAUUCAGACCCCUUGAGUUUUUCCACAUUUUGUUAUGUUACAGCCUUAUUCUAAAAUGCUUAAAAUUGUUUUUAUCCCUCAUCAAUCUACACAAAAUACCCCAUAAUGAC
Coregonus sp. 'balchen' is the source of this 12773-nucleotide messenger RNA. NCBI's taxonomy places the organism in Eukaryota, Metazoa, Chordata, Actinopteri, Salmoniformes, Salmonidae. The record is from the annotation of a GenBank genome assembly.